UUAGAGAGCCCAAUGACAUUUAUUUAAAAAUAAAUAAAGACAAAAAAAAGUGAAAAUGCCCUGUGACACUAGAAAGAGCGAGAAGAGCAGCAACCAGAUGACUGGUGAGAAACCAGCAGCAGGUACAGUGGAACACAACUCAGCAUUCUGCAAAUUUGGAAGGAUUGAUGUUUCUACAAAUCUUGAUUGCUCUCCGAAUUCACAGAGAAUAGCAAACAAACAGAGAAUGCAAUGAUAAAUGCCUUUAACAUGGGAAUCUUUACUGAUCACGGGAGGGAUUCUACAUUAGACUGCUGUCAAUUGCUGCCAUUCAUAAUUUGCUUUAUCUUCUGAACUUGAAUCAUCCUUUGCCCUCAAUUGAUAUCACCACAUUGCAUUUGAUUCAGAAAGAGUAGUUGAAUUGCAGAAGUUAAGAUAAUGAUUGCUGCAAAAACUCAAUAGGCCUUCAAUACAGUUUCCCUUGCCAUUGUCUUGUUCUUGGCUACCAUGAAACCUCCUUGCAAUUUAUCAUUCUUUUCCUCCACCACCACUGUCACAUAUGCUUUCCAUAAUGACCACACAACUCCUAAAGAAACCAAGGAAAUUCCCAUUGAUUCCCCUUCCGAGGUUCCUGUUGUUGCCACAAUCAACCAUCUUCCUCAACCAGAUGCUGCCACCAAGAUCCAAUCUGCCUACAGGGCCCAUGUAGUCCGCACUCUCUACAGAAAGAUCUCAUCUGUCAAUUCUGAAGCUGAUCAACUGCAGCGCCAAAUCCAACGGCAGGAGACAGUGGAUGCCAUUAGGACUGAUGAACGAGAGAAGCUCAAAAUUAAUGAGGCCUUGAUGGGGUUACUCUUAAGGCUGGACUCUGUACCUGGGUUUAAUCCGAUGAUAAGGGAGGCACGGAGGAAAGUGAGCCAUAGGAUAGUGGGGCUGCAGGAGAUUGUGGAUGGGAUAUGUGGAAGUGAUGGCCCUGAUUGGUAUGUUGGUUGUCGAUAUGUAAAGGAUUGGGAUGAGAUGGUGGCAGAGAUGGAGAAGGAGGUAUGUAAGGAGAGAGGCGGCGAGGAGAUGGAGCAGUUUUGUGCUGAAUAUCUUGGGUUUAGAUGCUUGAAGAGGUUUCUGUAUGAGCCAUGAAAUUGUUGAGGUUACUGCCUAUUCUUGUGGAAGCAUAUGUAUAAAUGGAAGGAUGUCAUGGUUAUUUUCUUGUAAUGGUAUAUGCAUAUAACGUAACAUAUGUAUAGAUGAAGGCUAGCUCUAAAUGUGUAUCUUGUUUGUAGUA
Molecule: messenger RNA, 1258 nt
Organism: Manihot esculenta (cassava)
Lineage: Eukaryota; Viridiplantae; Streptophyta; Magnoliopsida; Malpighiales; Euphorbiaceae
Product: BAG family molecular chaperone regulator 5, mitochondrial
Exons: 4
Coding region: 487-1113 (208 amino acids)
Biological process (GO): protein folding
Cellular component (GO): plasmodesma
Molecular function (GO): protein-folding chaperone binding
Source: RefSeq, a predicted model, not a curated record